AUUUUCACUUUUUUCUUUUGUAUAUUUUUCUCUCUCUCACUUUUAACAUACUCUCGGAACCCUACCCUCUCUGGUUUCUCUCUCUCUCCCCGCAAAAUCGUUCGGACCCGGGAAAUUCACCUUCCCGUCAAUUGAUUGACCCGAUCGGCGGUCUUGAAAAUGCAGCACCAGAGGCUGAAGCAGCAACAACAAGCCUUGAUGCAACAAGCUCUCCUGCAACAACAGUCUCUCUAUCACCCGGGCCUCUUAGCUGCUCCUCCGAUUGAGCCAAUACCAAGUGGAAAUUUGCCUCCUGGGUUUGAUCCAAGCACAUGCCGCAGUGUGUAUGUUGGGAAUAUUCACCCACAGGUGACUGAACCUCUUCUGCAGGAAGUUUUUGCUAGCACUGGUCCUAUUGAAGGAUGCAAGCUUAUACGAAAGGAUAAGUCAUCCUACGGUUUCAUUCAUUACUAUGACCGUAGAUCUGCUGGCCUUGCUAUAAUGUCGCUGAAUGGCAGGCAUCUGUUUGGCCAGCCUAUUAAAGUGAACUGGGCAUAUGCUAGUGGUCAGAGGGAAGAUACUUCUAGCCAUUUCAAUAUAUUUGUAGGUGACCUCAGCCCUGAAGUUACUGAUGCCAUGUUAUUUGCUUGCUUCUCCACAUUCCCUAGCUGUUCUGAUGCAAGAAUCAUGUGGGAUCAGAAGACUGGGCGCUCUAGGGGUUUUGGAUUUGUUUCUUUUCGAAACCAACAGGAUGCUCAAAGUGCCAUUAAUGAUAUAACCGGAAAAUGGCUUGGCAGUAGACAGAUACGAUGUAACUGGGCAACUAAAGGCGCCAAUGCCAAUGAUGACAAACAAAGUUCUGACUCAAAAAGUGUUGUGGAACUAACAAAUGGUUCAUCAGAAGAUGGUAAAGAGGCUGCAAAUAGUGAAGCUCCUGAGAAUAACCCACAAUUCACCACUGUGUAUGUGGGCAAUCUUGCUCCCGAGGUAACUCAGGUUGACCUUCAUCGCCACUUCCAUGCCCUUGGUGCGGGAGUCAUUGAGGAAGUUCGUGUACAGCGUGAUAAAGGUUUCGGUUUCGUAAGAUACAGCACCCAUGCUGAGGCUGCUUUGGCUAUUCAGAUGGGAAACACACAGUCAAUUCUUUGCGGAAAACAAAUUAAGUGCUCAUGGGGUAACAAGCCAACGCCACCCGGAACAGCUUCAAACCCUCUCCCACCACCAGCGCCAGCGCCCUUGCAUGGCCUAUCAGCCACUGAUCUUCUGGCUUACGAGCGGCAGCUAGCAAUGAGCAAGAUGGGAGGGUUCAACGCCCUCAUGCACCCUCAGGGUCAGCACACUCUAAAGCAGGCGUCGAUGGGUAUGGGUGCUGCCGGAGCCAGCCAAGCCAUUUACGACGGCGGUUUUCAGAGUGUGGCUGCUGCCCAGCAACUCAUGUACUAUCAGUGAUAUUGCCAUUCAUCUGGCACUACCAUUGCCUUUGUCUGUGUUACUCUUUUAGUUUUGUUUAAUGUUACAGUAUUUUUUUUUCCCAGCUUUUUUAAGAGGUGGUGCAUAUGUGUGCCACGUGUAUCGUGUAUCGGUGUAUGUUCUAUCUCUGCAUUUGUAGGAAUGAAUGGUACUAUAGUUGAAUAUUCCUUUGCGCUGGAAUUGCGCAUUGCUUGAUA
Ipomoea nil (Japanese morning glory) is the source of this 1646-nucleotide messenger RNA. Its product is annotated as oligouridylate-binding protein 1B-like. NCBI's taxonomy places the organism in Eukaryota, Viridiplantae, Streptophyta, Magnoliopsida, Solanales, Convolvulaceae. The record is from RefSeq and is a predicted model, not a curated record. The transcript is spliced from 12 exons. The coding region runs from base 160 to 1428 and encodes 422 amino acids. Gene Ontology annotation, molecular function: mRNA binding.